CAUAAGUCACCCUCUCCUUGUAAUACCUGUGUCAUACCCAAGUCAUUAUACAGAGUUGUGUCCUGAUAUGUCACAAAAACAAGAGCACACACACACACACACACACACACACAUAUAUAUGAAUGUUAAUAUGGUAUUGACCAUCCCAGCUGUAGUCAUAUUAGUCAUAUUAAAAAUGCAAUAAAAUAUAUGAUCCCUUCAGUGAAGGAUUGUAAUUUGUUACUUCUUCAUUGUAAAGUUAUUUAUUUUUGUAAAUUUUUAUUGUAUAAAAUGGGAUACAAAUUAUGCAGUGUUUCCAGAUGUUGCUUUCCUUUUGUUUUGUAACUUAUCAAUGAAAUGUCUGAAAAUAAAAAUGCUCAAACAUUACAAAAACAUCUUUUUGGAUGAAUGUAAUUAAUUGAAGAAAGCUAAAGCAAAAAUGUAUGUGCAAAACAUAAACAUAUAAAUUGGCUACUUAUUUUCCUACUUAUGUGUAAAAUAUAAACAUAUGAAAGGCACGUAUUUUCCUGAUAUUACAGAGCAUGGAUAUGCGUGCUAAGACGUGGUUUGUAAAGUUCAGCUGGAUAUCAAAUACAAUAUUAAAAUUUCUGUCUGGCUGUAUUGUUGUCGACCUCCAUAAGGUUGAGCUAGGGAUCUUGGGAUUGUUGAACUGGAAUGAUUCUCUAUUAUCUGCGUAACAUGAAUAGGAAAAGUCAUGAGACUUUAUGACAGGAUUCAAAGAUGUUACAGGUCGAGAAAAGGAGAGGGCCAUGGACAGAACCCUGAGGUAUGCCAGUGAUUAGUGAAUUGAUUUAAACACCUGUCCACUCCCUCAAAGCCUUGGAUAGGUCUCACAGGCAGAUCCUUAAAAAAUUACAAUUAUGUCAUUAAUAACUCAGCUUCAUGUCGUUCUAAACCAGUAAGACCUCCGUUUAUCUUCGGAACACAGUUUAAGAUAUUUUAGAUUUAGUCCGAGAGCUCUCAGUCCCUCCAUUGAAGCUGUGUGUACGGUCUACUGUCCAUGUCCAGAAAGGUAAGAAAAACAUCAUCAAAGUGGUCCGGAGGAUCAGAGGAUCAGAGGUCAGAGGAUCAGUUAGAAUUUUUUGAGGAUUCAAAAAUACAUUUUGGUCCAAAAAUAACAAAAACUUUAUUUAGCAUUGUCUUCUCUUCCUGGUCUGUUGUGAGCGCGUUCACUGCAGUGUAGAGAUGUCCGGUUCGUGAAUGAAUGAGAAAAGAGAAAACUGAAGAUGAACACGAGAGUCAUCAAAAGAUGACUUUUUCAUUGGAGAAAACAACAUUAUGGACAGAGGACUUAUUUGAAGUUAAACUUCCUUCAUGAUGGAUUUUGGAUUUGGAUGGCCUGAGGGUGAAAUUUCAGCUAAUUUUCAUUUUUUUUGUGAACUAUCCCUGCUUCAAGGGAUUUGCAAGUUGAUAGUUCAGAAAAUAUACUGAAUAUUCAUAUUCAGGAAUCUUCAGCAUAUAUUUUGAUAACAGAUGUUUCACACAACAUACAGCAAAGGUUAGAUGUUUCUUCUGCAUGCAAUAAUUAACUGUUUUGGAAAAGUCAAAACUCUUUUUUUGUCACGUUUGUGUUCUGUUUUGGUUUAGAUAUCCCUGAGUUUCUGUUCUACCUGCCUUGACCCAUAGUUUCCUGUGUUGCUUGAUUAGUUCAUUCAGUUCCACCUGUGUUUAUGAAUUAUCUGGUUUGUCUCAGUUAAUGUAAGCCCUGUGUUCUCCCGAGUUAAUUUGCCAGUUUUGGAGUUGAAGACUUUCUAUUGGAUUAUUCAUGUGUCACGCACUUUCAUCUACAGCCACAAACUGCUAGUUUUAUUGUUUUGCUUCAUUUCCAGCAUCGAUUGGCCUCUCACAGGCCUCCCUUUAUGAGCUGAGAUCUUUUAAUAAAACAAAUACUAGCCUAUGGGGACACUGAAAUACACUUUUAUCUAGGCAUAAAUUUAUUGUGAUGCCAGCCUGGAAUUUUAUUUUAAGCAUCUGAGUCUUGCUGGUACACUUUAGGAGAAUGCAUUUUGUCUAAUCACUAUUCUGUGUUGUACUCAGUGCACGGUUAAUAUAACAAUUAUUGUUUUAUAUAUAGUUUAAUUUGUGUUCAUUUUUACAAGCAAAAGUUAGAGUUUUUUUUUAUGCAUGCAAUAAAACUUUGUUCCUUUGAAGUGGGAUGGACUAGUUUCCUUUCCUUGGAAAAUAUAUAUAUAUCUUUUUUUAUUAUUUUUUUAUUUUUACUUACCAUUUAUAUGACUGUAGGCUUUAUUCCAUAAUAAAUAAUAAAUAUUAAUAUAUUUAUUAUUAUUAUUUAUUUGUUUUUACUUACCAUUUAUAUGACUGUAGGCUAACUGGUGAGAAAUUACAGCUCUACUAAUUAAAAAUUUUGGCUCUAUAUAGCAAAAUUAACAUAAUCAAGCUCAAACUAUAAAUCAAUAAUCAAGCUCAAACUAUAAUCAAACUUUAAAUAUCUUUAUUCAACAGUUAUAUAUAUAUAUAUAUCAAAUGAAGAAUCAGUAGGCUAACCUUGUCAUUAAAUGAAGAACGUUUUGAAAUGUAGUGUCUAUCUUUGUCCACUAGAGGACAGCAUUGAUCCCAAAAUGAACCACAGACGUCGGUUGUGGGCAAGUGAGGUUAAUGUGUGGCCUAGUGUUUACAUAGUGUUGCAGACAUUGACAGAUGUAUUGUUUUUAAAAGAAUGACAACACCUGUUGAAUUGUGAUUUUUACAUCUUUCAAAUGAAGACCUGAUAGGUGUAGUCAGUUGCCAGUUGUAAUUUUAUAUUACUUGAUGGAAAAUUCUCACAUAUCCUUAAUCCUUUAGCAGGAAUGAGUCACUGAUCUAAUAAAAGAGCACUGUAGCUAGCUGGAAAUAAAGAUGGAGACUUGCUUUGCAUAAUCAUAAUUCCAUGCAGUUAGUUUGUGUUCUAAAAUAAUGACCACACCGCAUUUGCUUUUGGAUUUUUUUUUUUUUUUUUUUUUUUUUUUUUUUGACAGUUUGACAAUAUUUUACAGGUUAAAUUAUAGUUACACAUUUAUCAGACUGACAACAAAAAUAAUAAUCUUUUUUUUUUUUUUUUAAUAAGAACAUUUAGGGCAUCACAUCCCAUUAUUACAUGUGCUUUGUUCUUUGAACAGCAUUAAUUUGAAUUAAGCUAUAUCAUUCAACUAUAGUGAGCAAAUUUCUGUCCCUGGAAGUUAAAAUUUCCUUACAAUAAAAUAUCACAUUAUUCUUUCUGUUCUCAUUAUUUAAAAUGUAAGAUGCAUACUCACUUUCACUGUAAAGUCUCUCACGGUCAGAUUUGCAUUUUUCUAUAUUUGACAGCAAGUCAGAAAGAAAAGUCAUGUAUUGUUAAUAUAAAAAUGCCUUACAUUUCUAGAGCUGUGCACCACAUAAUGCCCAUCCCAGGGGCAUAGAUUACACGGGGGACCCACUUUUAUCAUCACGGAACUUCGUCCCCCGCACUUUGUCGGACAAGUGUGUUGGUAUAGAGGUUUUCAAGAGUUGGUGUGAAUAAAUAUAGAUUUAAACUCAAAGAGACAGGAUAGUCUGCGAUUGACCUGAUGUUUUUUUCGGACAGAGAAGGCGAAAUGAACAUCACGGAGCGCUAAAGUCUCCUGCAGUGUGUGUGUGUGUGUGUGAUUUUUGUAAUUUGUGUUGUUGGUUUGAUUCUGUGUUUACCUGUGGCCCACUUUCUAAACACCUUCAGCAGUUUUCAUUUGGAUUUUUAUUAUCUCAAUCCCUUUAAUUCGACGUGUAGUGUAAAACAUCCAUCAGGAAUGUUGAAUGUUGAAAGAUUUCUUAUUAUCCUGACACAAGCAAAAUAAUUAGCCGUCUCUGUAUUUUCAGUCAACCAAAUAUUUUUUUCAUACAUUUCCAUUUUAGGUUUCUAGUAAGUGACACACUUAGCGUGAGAAGAGAUUACAUGAGAGGUGGAAAAAUAUCCAACUGGAAGAGGUGGUACCCAUGUAGAAACAGGAAGGUGUGCACAUGAGUCACUCGCAGAGAGGACAAAAACGGUAAUCUAUGUUUUGCUAGUCGCACUGUCUAAAUAACCCUAGAUGAAAAGUCACUAAAAAAACUUACAUACAUACUCCAGGGCAUUUGAAUUUACUGUGUAGACAAAAGGCUUCACUAGUAAGAGCUGAGGUAUCAGAUCUUCAUUUCUGGUCAACACUUAUCCCUCGUUCUGAAACACUACGUCUAUAACUAUCAUGUGUAGGCAUCCUUUGUCCUUAAUGUAAGUAUAUAACAUGAAUGGUGCUCUAAUGCUAAGCAAAGGUGUGUGAGAAUCGCACCAUGCUAUAAUAAAAUGACCAGCAAUGGUUAAUCUUGACAUUACCAACGAUGAUGGCGUGUCAUUCGUGCAUGCUCCUCGCUAAUCUGGAAGGUUGAUGCAAAUGCCUGAAAAACGUCCUGCUGAUUAUUUGCAUGCAAACAAAUAUGUGAGGGUCAUUUCAAAAGUUGACUUCUGAUCAGCAUCUAUAGUAUAGUUCACUACAGCGGAGCUGGAUUUUGUGUCUUUGGUAUAAUGGUCAAAUUCAGCUGGAGUUUGGAAGCAGACACAGUUGUUUCCCUGGGAUAGAUAGCUGACUAUAUCCUGUCACUUACAUCUAGUGUCUGCAUCAUGGAGACAGGUGAGGUGUAGUUUUACCUGUUAUUGGUAUUUAAAAACUCUGUAGCUGGAGCUCUGUUUUUGUCAUGCUGUUUAUUUGGAAGGUUAAGAUUAAUCUUCUCGGAAUGAUUGAACUACAUCACUUAAUAUUUAACUCGGAUGUUAACCGCUCUGAUUACUUAAUUACAAGACAAAGUCAUGAUAGACAUGGCUCAGUGCACUUUCAACCAGUUUUAACUUGCUUAUAAAACAGAAAAUUGCAUUAAAUGUAUAUAUCGGACAGUCUUCGAUGCUUGUAAGUGGCAGCAGGACUUCAGAGCUCCUCAACUGCACUCAUGAAGCUGGGGUCUUUUACAUAACGCUACAAUGAUUUUUGCAUGCAAUUUCCUAUCACAGACAUUUUAAAUUGCAAAUACACUGUUCUGUUGACUAGGAUCUGUGCUUCCCAGGAAUCAUCGUAUUGUAUAUACAUAUAUAUAUUUAAAUGUUGAAUGAUGAUACCUUCUUUUACUCCAUUUCCAUCUUCCGCCAUUGACUAUGGUGUCGUAAUAGCAUAUUUCACAUAAAAGUAAAAGUGGCGUUUCAACUGGACGGAGUUAGUGUUUGUAAACUGAUCAAUUUGCAUUGACCAAAACCAAAGAUAAUUUCCAUGCCAGUUAUAGAUGCACGCCAUAAAACUGACUAGAGAUGCCGUACCUGCUCGAAAAUCAAGCUGCAAAUGAUAAAUUAUUGUACACUUGUGAUAAUAAACGUGCAGUUAUAAAACAAACCAGAGCUUCGAACUGAAUGCUAUCACAAGCUGUCUUUCCGUGCAUAUGACUUCCUGUGAAGCCAUUUGCCUGGCAUUCACUCAUAUGAUCGAUAUCCUACACAAAUGGAAUAACAUCAGGCAUCCAUGGUUAAUCAGCAUGUUUCCUCCAUGUUUACAAGUACGUCAUGCUCUCUGUGUAUAUCUCUGCAGAAUUCACGAAGAGAGUGUAUCAGGGAGUCAGGGUGAAGCACACGGUGAAAGAUCUGCUGGCAGAAAAGAGGUCACGGCAGACGAGCGGCCCGCGCUACGCUGGUGUCUCAUCUCCUCCGAGUCCAUUUGUUCAAAUGACUGGUUCUCACAUGCUUCCGAGUUACUACGGCAUGAGAAGACCUUUCAUUGCAGACACAGAGUAUUGUUCCUCAACGAAACCAUUUUCUACUGAUGUCUACCCAUCAUCGCUUAUGGGAAAGUCUCUCCCGGUUGACCCCGGAUGCAUGUCUGGGUAUUCCUCACUUAUAGACAGCUACUACCCGGAGUCAUUUGGGGACUACCGCAGCACACCUUUCUCCAGCGGAGGAAGUACAAUAUUCUCGCCCUCUGCAUUGUCUUCUUUUCUUCCUUCUUACUCCAGUGACACAUCGCAUUAUUUGCUGAGGGACUCCUGGGAGCCCACGGGGAGCGACGGCGUGGAGGGUCUGUGUGGAGAUGCUCUGGCUCCCAUGCCCCCAUCUACACCCAGUUCUCUGGUCAACCCCGACACCGUCAGCCCGACCCAGUUCCGCUCAUCGUCCCGGGGCUCCAGCAUGACGCCUUCACAGCCGUACUCUCUCCAUUCACUGGAUGAAGUCAAUUAUCACUCCUCAUUUCAAACCACCUCUGGCAGCUUUGCUUCCCCUUCAUUCAUGACUGAGCCUGCAUCCAAACUAGUGCCAGUACUGCCCUCAGAAGAUACUGAACAUGCCCCUUCAGCCUUGAGCGACAGCCUGGCUUGGGGCAAGGAGGACACUGCUAGCACUUGGUCACGGUAUGAGGUCAGGAGGACAUUCUGAGCUUGAACUGGAAGGAAAUAAAGGCUUACCAGCCUAGAAGAUCAACACUACUUCAAUACACAACAAUUAGCACUAAAACAUUUUUGCCAGUUUUACUCAGCAGAGCUAAGGUGUAACAUUGGGAACAAAUUAUUAUAUCUUCAAUUUAAAGAUUUAUUUGUAUCAUUUAUUAUAUUUGUACUUUUUUUUGUCAUCACAACUUAUUUUGUCUAAGCUGAAUAAUUAGGAGUCUGUUUAUCCACAUUUUUAUUACUGUGACAAUGUAUAUUACCUGCAAACGUUAAGUGUUACAGUAUUUAUAGUCCGUGUGUAAUAUCUAGCUAGUCCGAUUUCUCUUCUUGUGACUCUUUUCAAAAACCUGUUGUGAAAAUGGUCUUAAGGGUAAAUAAACUAGAAUUACAACAAAUGAUGUAACUCUACAGCAUGAUGGAAUUCAAAGAACAGAAAGAAACUUUAUAUUUAAUGAAAUCUCAGACAUUUUAUUUAAUGAUUGAAUGUACAAAUAUUUUCAAGAACACGGAAACAUUAAAACAAGUUUUUCAUUAAUAUAGUCAUAAUAUAUUCAUACUUAUUAAAAUACAGCUUAGAGGAUUAGGAAAAAAUACAUAACAACAUUUCCUUUCUUUUCUUUUUUUUAUUUAUUCAAAUAAUUAGACUAAUAUAUAUGUAUAUGGUUUAUAUGUAAAAGGUGUUUUUGUACUGAUUAUGAUGGAACUUUGUGAGAUUGCGAUGAACUAUGGAGAGUGGCUGCUUUUAUUGAUUAUUAAGGGAGUUUGCAAAGU
Messenger RNA from Carassius auratus (goldfish), 7176 nucleotides. RefSeq lists its product as uncharacterized. The record is from RefSeq and is a predicted model, not a curated record. Gene Ontology annotation, molecular function: transcription coactivator activity; sequence-specific DNA binding; POU domain binding. The coding region runs from base 5531 to 6394 and encodes 287 amino acids. The transcript is spliced from 4 exons. NCBI's taxonomy places the organism in Eukaryota, Metazoa, Chordata, Actinopteri, Cypriniformes, Cyprinidae. Gene Ontology annotation, cellular component: nucleus.